AGAAAGUGUACCCGUCAUACUGUGAGUUUUUGAGUUCUUGGGUGCUUUUCUUCUCGAUGUUUUGUGGGAUUUGCCUGCGCGGUAGACUACCAUGAAGCUAUUCGCAACUCUGCGGUUAUUUAUUCUCAUUUUACCGUGCAUAUUCCUACAAGUUAGCGCUAGCUCACCGACGACUGCGCAGAGGUUAGAAGACGCGUCGCAAUGUGCCAUCAGAUGUUUCUCUCAAUUUGUUGAUAAGCCGACAUUCUCAUCGGCGAACAAAGAGCAAAUAUGCUACGAUCACAAACUCAGCAACACUGUAGCUGGCUGUAUCCGCACAGCAUGCCCCAUAAGAGACCUGUUUGACUUUCUAAAGCUUGAGCAAACAAACUGCGGCAGACCAGAGCUCGACAACGACCAUAAUAUCAGAGGGAUCAACUACACCAUUCUUGGGAUAGCAGUUUUUUCUAUCGUCCUACGAACUGUCACAAAAUCCUAUCGCUUUUCACAAUGGGGUGCGGACGAUUACCUUAUUAUCGCGGCAUCGGUCUUUACAGGAGUACAAUGCAUCAUCAUGGGCCUCAUGACCUUUGCGGGCUUGGGCCGGAAUAUCUGGACACUUGAUGACAGUACGAUCACCACGUUUCAUAUAUAUCUCCUCGUCGUUCAAUACGCCUACGUCCUAAGUCUCUGCCUCAUCAAACUCUCAAUACUCUACUUCUUCCUUCGAACAUUCCCCGACCCGACUUUCAGAUUGGUUAUCAAGUGUACCAUCGCAUUCAACAUUCUCACGACAAUUAUCUUCACCGUAUGCGGCGCACUGCAGCGACAACCAAUUCACUUACUUUGGGAAGGAUGGAAAGAAUAUCCGCCUCGUGGAAUAACGCUCAACACUCCAGCUAUUAUCUUUUUUCACGCUGGUGUGAACAUCGCUCUUGACGUCUGGAUGUUUGCCCUGCCGUUGACGCAGUUGUAUUCUUUGGGGCUUCAACCAAAGAAGAAAGCCGGCGUUAUGGUCAUAUUUGGCGUUGGAAUAUUUCUCAUUGCAGCAAGCUGUAUCCGCAUCCCCUACUUACUAGACUUUACAAGAACAUUGAACACAUCAUCCGACGCACAGGGAUUCGUCGUAUGGUCAAAUAUCGAAAGCGGCGUAGGCAUCUUGGUAGCUUGUAUGCCUCACAUGCAACCAAUCUUCCGCGCCAUAGCAGCACGAGCACGGUCCUGGAAUAUUAUCCCUUCAAGCUCCGCUAGCGCUGAGGGAAUAUUUGUACAAAGAUCUCUUGCCACUAUAAAGAUGUCGCGGACUGACGGGACUACUUUGGUAGAACCGGAUGAUUUGGUGCUACAUGAUCGAGGGGGGUUGUUGAGUGAACCUACUCCGGCGAAGAAGGUUGAUAGUAAGCUUGGGAGCGUGAGUGAGACGGGGACAUCAGGUUGAGGGUGUUCAGAAGGGGGGCAUCGAA
Fusarium redolens is the source of this 1442-nucleotide messenger RNA. RefSeq lists its product as uncharacterized. NCBI's taxonomy places the organism in Eukaryota, Fungi, Ascomycota, Sordariomycetes, Hypocreales, Nectriaceae. The record is from RefSeq and is a predicted model, not a curated record. The transcript is spliced from 8 exons. Bases 92 to 1417 code for a protein of 441 amino acids.